AUGGACUGGAAGACGCUCCAGUCCCUACUGAGCGGCGUGAACAAGUACUCCACGGCCUUCGGGCGCAUCUGGCUGUCGGUGGUGUUCGUCUUCCGGGUGCUGGUGUACGUGGUGGCGGCGGAGCGCGUGUGGGGGGAUGAGCAGAAGGACUUUGACUGCAACACCAAGCAGCCGGGCUGCACCAACGUGUGCUACGACACCUACUUCCCCAUCUCCAACAUCCGCCUCUGGGCCCUGCAGCUCAUCUUCGUCACCUGCCCCUCGCUGCUGGUCAUCCUGCACGUGGCCUACCGCGAGGAGCGGGAGCGGCGGCACCGCCUCAAGCACGGGGACCAGUGCGCCAAGCUGUACGACAACGCGGGCAAGAAGCACGGCGGCCUGUGGUGGACCUACCUGCUGAGCCUCGUCUUCAAGCUCACCAUCGAGUUCGUCUUCCUCUACGUGCUGCACACACUCUGGUACGGCUUCAGCAUGCCGCGCCUGGUGCAGUGCGCCAACGUGGCGCCCUGCCCCAACACCGUGGACUGCUACAUCGCCCGGCCCACCGAGAAGAAGGUCUUCACCUACUUCAUGGUGGGCGCCUCGGCCGUCUGCAUCGUGCUCACCAUCAGCGAGAUCUGCUACCUCAUCUUCCACAGGGUCAUCCGAGGCAUCCGCAGCAAGAGGCCCCCGGGCAGCCGCAAGCCCUCAGCCAGCCGGGCCUCCACCUGCCGCUGCCACCACAAGCUGGUGGAGGGCGGGGAGUUCGCCCUGGACACCCACAACGACAAGCCGCAUGCUUCAGCGCCCACGCUGACCCCCAUCUGA
Messenger RNA from Pipistrellus nathusii (Nathusius's pipistrelle), 807 nucleotides. The record is from the annotation of a GenBank genome assembly. Lineage: Eukaryota; Metazoa; Chordata; Mammalia; Chiroptera; Vespertilionidae.